Molecule: messenger RNA, 1543 nt
Organism: Panicum hallii
Lineage: Eukaryota; Viridiplantae; Streptophyta; Magnoliopsida; Poales; Poaceae
Product: mitotic checkpoint protein BUB3.3
Exons: 10
Coding region: 308-1297 (329 amino acids)
Biological process (GO): mitotic spindle assembly checkpoint signaling
Cellular component (GO): mitotic checkpoint complex; kinetochore; bub1-bub3 complex
Molecular function (GO): ubiquitin binding
Source: RefSeq, a predicted model, not a curated record
CUUGAGAUUAUCAAUCAAAUUCAUGUCGCACUUUUCAAGCAAUCAAACGUGAAUUUGUUUCAGCAAUUCGUUGACUCCGAAAAAUGGUGCACUUUAAUCUGCUUUGACACCUCCGGCCCACACAAGCAUAGAAUUCAGGACCGGAGCCUAGAGCCCAAUACAAUGGAGUCUUGCUUAAAUCUGCCAUGACACGUCGGCCCACGACACAGCAGCCAGCACGAGCUCAGUUUUCCAUUCGAAUUUCGGAGCCUCCGCUCCCCAGUUCACACUCCACUAGCGAGGGCCGCGCCGCGCCUGAGACCCGUCGAUGGCGAGGCGGACCUUGGCUGGCGGCGCCACCGCGGGCGCCGCAUCCCGGGUUCGGUUCGCACCCACCUCCAACAACCUGCUCGUCUCCUCGUGGGAUUCGGGGCUGCGGCUGUACGACGCCGACACGAACACGCUGCGGUUCAAGGCGGAGUCGGAGCCGGCGCUUCUCGACUGUUGCUUCGAAGAUGAGUCGGCAGCGUUCGCUUGCUGCUCUGAUGGAUCUGUGAGAAGGUAUGACUUCCGCUCAGUUUCUCAGGAUACAGUGGGGCUCCAUGACGAUGCGGUUUCUUGCGUCGAAUAUAGUCAGACCACUGCUCAGAUUGUGACCGGGAGCCUUGACAAAAAACUUCAGUUGUGGGAUACAAAAAUAAGAAAUGUAACCCCUACCAGCAUGAUAAACUUUGAUUCAGAUGUGUCAUCACUUUCAGUAUGUGGCAUGUAUAUAUCAGUUGCAGUUGCGAGAAAUGUUUAUUUUUAUGACAUGAGGAAUCUAACUGGGCCAGUUAAAGCUAAAUUUUCUCCUCUAGAAUAUCAUAUUCGAUGCCUUCAAUCUUCUUCGGAGUGGAAUGGUUAUGUUGCUGGCUCUGUCGAUGGUGUUGUUGCAUUGAACUAUCUUGAUGAUGUAACAGACGGGAAUUUGGGAUAUGCUUUCCGAUGUCAUCCAAAUUCCAGAAAUGGAAGAUCCAACCUGGUGGCAAUAAAUUGCAUCGCAAUUCAUCCCUGCAAGAAAAUUUUUGUCACUGGAGAUGAUGGAGGAUAUGCUAUCGCCUGGGAUGGUCAAUCAAAAAAGAAGCUGCUUGAGCUUCCUAGCUUUUCGGGCAGUGUGGCAUCAGUGGCGUGCAACCAUAGUGGCCAACUUUUGGCAGUUGCUCCAAACUAUCAUCAUGAAGCGGAUACAAUGGUGGAGGAGCACCAGAUAUUCAUUGAAGCCUUGGACGACUUCAAACGCAAGCCCCAUUUUGUGAAAGACCCUUCUAACCAAACCUAGAACAGCCAAUCCUAUUGUUGUACAACUAAUCAAGCUAAAGUGCCCCCAUUAUGAUUGUACUGUCACAUGUCCAAGCUCACCAGCAUGUUGUAAUUUGUUGUACGGCUAAGCAUUAUUUGUGUAGAUAUGCACUGCUCCCAUUUGCCUGCCCCAGCUGUGUACACUAGAGAAACUUGUUAUAGACUGAUGCUAGAGAACAUGGUUCCGCUGGAAAACCCGGUCGAAGCAAUGUUGUGUUUUUCCUUU